This is a messenger RNA of Papaver somniferum (opium poppy), 357 nucleotides long. RefSeq lists its product as uncharacterized. The coding region runs from base 1 to 357 and encodes 118 amino acids. The transcript has a single exon. NCBI's taxonomy places the organism in Eukaryota, Viridiplantae, Streptophyta, Magnoliopsida, Ranunculales, Papaveraceae. The record is from RefSeq and is a predicted model, not a curated record.
AUGCAUGCUCUUACCGAGUUUCACUGGGGUUUAGUUAAGUGUAUUCUUCGUUAUCUCAAGAGUACAAGUACCUUUGGUAUACUUCUUCGGCCAUCACCUUAUUUACAAUUAUCUUUCAGUGCAUAUACCGAUUGUGAUUGGGCUGGUUCUCUUGAUGAUCGUCGUUCUACUAGUGGAUAUUGUGUUUAUUUAGGUGGAGAUAUUAUCUCCUGGAGUGCUCGUAAACAGAAAACAGUAUCUCAUUCUAGUACUGAAGCUGAAUAUCGGGGACUCGCUAUUGCUACUGCUGAAAUUAUGUGGAUUCAGUCGCUCAUUUCGGAGCUUCGUAUAUCUACACGUUCUCCUCCCAUAUUAUGA